GUUUAGCAUUAGGAGUCAGUGAUCAAAUUCACCUCUUGACAUUUGCUCAAAACAGCUCUCCUUUUGAUCUACAUUUCCCUUUUAUUUUUCUGCAGCCGAUCCUUUGCCUUAUCCUUAAAUCUCUAUUUUAUACCACUGCUUGCCAGCAUUAUGUUAAAUGUUGGUAUGUUUUCCUUGUGAAUAAAAUGUCUUUUUUCAAAUAGAAAUGUAGGUCUUGUGUAAAAACAAAAUGAAAUCUCCUCUGAUCCUCUGUCUUUAAUGAUUGAUCAAAAUGUCAACAUGCAUCCAGUUUGCAGUCCAAGUCCAGGCGGUCGCUUUUAUUCAAUUACUGGAACCGUACAUGGGGCCUCUAUCGUUUGGUAGUUUCAAAUAUGAUUUAUUUUGAAUUGUGAGUUCAUUUUAAUAGGUGCCCAGACUUGUUGAAUUUAAAAGCAUUUGACCUACUCUGAAGUUUCAAUAUGAUCUUCAUUUUUGCUGAAAAACUACAUUAUGUUCUUUAUUUGUCAGUGGGUCUACUGAGUCUACCACUGCUUACAGAAUGUGACAAAAUUAGACUGGUCGGGCCUUCCCGUUGCUCUGGUAGAGUGGAGGUCUACCAUAGAGACAGCUGGGGAACAGUGUGCGAUGAUCACUGGAGCAUUGCCAAUGCUGAGGUGGUGUGUCGCGAAUUAAACUGUGGGACAGUUCUUGAGGCAAAAAAAGGUGCCUUCUUCGGACAGGGAAAGGAUCACAUUUGGUUGGACGAUGUCCUGUGUGUUGGUCAUGAGACUUCCCUCCUAAACUGCCCACACAGACCCUUCGCAGAAAAUAAUUGUGGCCACGGUGAAGAUGCUGGGGUUGUCUGUUCAGAUCAUGUGCGGACGGUCAACGGAAGCAAUCGCUGUAACGGCAGAGUGGAAAUCUUUCAUGAUGGCCACUGGAAACGAGUAUGCAGUAGUGACUGGAGCAAGGAAGAAGCUGAUGUGGUGUGCAACGAGAUUAGCUGUGGCACUCCUAUCAUUCGGGCUGAAACACCAUAUUUUGGAGAGGCACAGAACCUGGUUGGAGUCAAAACCACCUGUUUUGGAAAUGAGACCUCUGUUUCACACUGCAAAAUUCAAGAAUUCAAGGAAACCUGUGUUGAUGCUACUAUUUUUUGUACAAACAGUAAACCAAUUCGUCUGAUCAAUGGGACUAAUCGGUGCAGUGGUCGAGUGGAAAUCUACCAUGAUGGACAGUGGGGAACAGUUUGUGAUGACAGAUGGGGGAUGCAGGAAGCAGCUGUUGCAUGCCGAGAGAUGAACUGUGGGAAUGCCCUAGCAGUCAAGUACAAGGCCUACUUCGGCAGAGGUCGGGAACAGGUUUGGUUGGAUGAUGUUGAGUGUACUGGCCUUGAGAAGUCACUUGCUGACUGUCCUCAUAGAGGUUUUGGAGAACAUGACUGCGACCACAGUGAAGACGCUGGUAUUGAAUGCUCAGAGACAGUCAGAUUGAUCAAUGGGACUGACCAAUGUUCUGGCAGAGUGGAGGUCUUCCACAAUGACCAUUGGGGGAAAGUUUGUAAUAAUAACUGGGGCCUUAAAGAGGCUGCAGUGGUGUGUUCGGAACUCAGUUGUGGAACUCCAAAAAAACACCAGGAAAACUUCCAUUUUGGUGAAAGUGGACUGAGAGGCUUUACAAGUAGCUGCACUGGCAAUGUGAGCUCUUUCAGCCAGUGCAAACUUCAAGAAUACAUAGGGUCGUGUGAUGGGGUUUCUAUUUCAUGUACAGGUAAUCCACCAAUAAGGCUUAUCAAUGGCACUGGCCGAUGCUCUGGCAGAGUGGAGAUUCUGCAUAAUGGCCAGUGGGGAACAGUGUGCGAUGAUGAGUGGGACAUCAAUGAUGCUCAGGUGGUGUGCAGAGCAAUGGACUGUGGAACGGCUCAGACAGCCAAAUCUAGUGGCUUCUUUGGUCAAGGCCAAGGAGACAUCUGGCUGGACGAUGUCAACUGUUUCGGGAAUGAGACAUCCCUUGUGCACUGCCAGCAUCCUUCCUUUGGAGAAAACAACUGUGGCCAUGGUGAAGAUGCUGGUGUGGUGUGUUCAGCUACCAUUAGACUAAUCAAUGGGACUGACCAGUGCUCAGGCAGGGUGGAGGUCCACCAUGGUGGCCACUGGUCGCCAGCAUAUAAUCUUAACUGGGGAAUGAAUGAAGCUACAGUGGCGUGCAGAGAGAUGAACUGUGGAGAUCCUGUCAAGACCACGAGCUCAUUUGGUAAAGGCAGUGAUCUGGGAGGGUAUAGAAUCAGUUGCAGCGGUAGAGAGAUGUCUCUCACAGAGUGCUCACUGCAAGACUAUGUGAUGACCAGAAACGAUCGUACUGAAGAGGCAGCUAUCGUAUGUUCAGGCAAUGUGAAAUUGGUCAAUGGGUCCAAUCGUUGUUCUGGAAGAGUGGAGUUUUAUGAAAAGGGCCAGUGGGGGACUGUGUGCGGUGAAUCCUGGGAUAUGAACGAUGCCACAGUGGUGUGCAGGCAGCUGAACUGUGGGAAGGCUCAUAAGAUUACCACCAUGGCUGAGUUUGGGCACGGCACAGGACAAACCUUUAUCGAUCAAAUUGAAUGCCAUGGAUUUGAGUCUACACUGAAUCAGUGCCAACAACGACCAUUUAGAGAUAAAACGUGCAACAUCACCUUUGUUGCUGGUGUUGUCUGCACAGGAAGUUUGGAAGUCCGGUUGGCUAAUGAUAAGGACGAGUGCUCUGGCAGAGUAGAAGUCCGUCAUGGUGAGGUGUGGCAAACAGUGUGUGAUGCAGACUGGACCUUGAGUAAAGCUGAGGUGGUGUGUGAGCUGCUGGAGUGUGGACGUGCUGUGAAUGCUCUCAGUGGUGCCCAUUUUGGCCAAGGCAGUGGAUCAGUGGUGGAGGCUAGCCAUACAUGUUUUGACAACCUGACAGCUCUUCAGCAAUGCUCACUAAAAGGUUUCAGAGCAGCAACGUGUGGGCACGACCAUGAUGCUGGUGUUCUCUGUGCAGCACAGCUCCGUUUGGUCAACGGCGCAGGUGAAUGCUCCGGUAGAGUGGAGGUACACUAUAAAGGCCAGUGGGGAACUGUGUGUGAUGAUGAUUGGCAAAUGACCAAUGCUGACGUGGUGUGUAGACAGCUUGGCUGCGGUCAUGCAGUUUCUGCUCCUGUAAGUGCCCACUUUGGUAGAGGCACCGGUCCAAUAUGGCUGGAUAAUGUGGAGUGUUCAGGCCAAGAGUUUGCUCUCACACACUGUUCCCAUCCCGCGUUUGGAGAAAAUAACUGCGGGCAUGGUGAAGAUGCUGGCGUUAUCUGUUUAGGUGCUCUACAGAAACCUGAAAUCUCUUUGAGUCCUAGUUCAGAUGUAAACUGGGGUGAAAGAGUUGAAAUCACCUGCACUGUAGUAACAGAACACUCGGGUGGGACAUUCCUCCUAAAAAAGACCGAAGGAUCAUUUAAAAUGGAAAAAUUCUCUGAACACGAAGCUGCAACCUUUGCCUUCCCCACAGUGGACUUCAGCCAAAGGGGGUCGUACUUCUGUGAAUAUCAAAAGAAAUUUCCCAAUCAAGUCAUCUAUUAUCCUCAAGGAACUACUGCUGAGCUCUCUGUUACAGUGAAACUGGAGAAGCCCGCCAUCACGCUGACAUCUCCUCAUGCAAUGGCGGUCUACAGCCCUGACAAAAUAUCAGUCACCCAAGGCAGCAGCUUCUCCAUCACUUGCUCUACCCAUUCCAGAUAUCCUGGAGGUGUCUUCUACCUGACAAAGACAAACAUGAACACCACUGAAGAGAAGCCAGCAUUUGGCCAAUCUAUCUUCUACAUGGCUUACUUUGAAUUCCCUGAAAUAGCUUUUGAACAUCAAGGAAAAUAUACCUGUGUCUAUGGUCUUAACAUCUCCUCGUUGUCCUUCAAUUCCGUUCCCUCAAAGAUACUCCAAGUCACUGUAGUCGCAUCUACAUCAUCUCCAGUUGCCGCAGGCGUUGGGGGUAGUCUAGUGGUGUUGCUGCUCGUGCUGGUUGUAGGCUACCUGGUCGUGAAAAAGAGAUGGCGCGGGGCCGGUACCAUUGUUCAGUUUAGUAAAAGAUUUGGAGGAGCCAUUAAACAAGAAAUGGGAGACAGAAGCAAUGGAGCACUUGAUGGAAGGGACCACAACACCCAAGUGAAUGACCGUGUUGGGCAAAGUCACAGCUCAGAAGACAGGAGUGAUGAUGGUGAUUUUGAUAACUCUAUUGAGACAGUCCCUGAAGACCUGGCUGGGAGAGUGUGUUACGAGCUUGAACCACUUGUUCUCUCGUGAUAACAAAAUGACUCAAGGAAUGACCUCUGUCAUGUGGUUUCACUAAAUUUAAAGAGUAAUGCAACACCCGGUUAAAAAUCUGUGUUUCUCUUCUCUCUCUGGUUGAAAGUUUCAUGUCUGUUGCAACUAAAACCACACUCAGCAUUGAUGUCGCAGUGUACUGAUACACCCUGGGUUACACUUAUAAGUUGAAGUCAGCAAAAAAAAAAAAAAAAAAAA
Xiphias gladius (swordfish) is the source of this 4493-nucleotide messenger RNA. RefSeq names its product scavenger receptor cysteine-rich type 1 protein M130-like. Gene Ontology annotation, cellular component: membrane. The transcript has 17 exons. Lineage: Eukaryota; Metazoa; Chordata; Actinopteri; Istiophoriformes; Xiphiidae. The record is from RefSeq and is a predicted model, not a curated record. Bases 459 to 4274 code for a protein of 1271 amino acids.